Candida tropicalis MYA-3404 is the source of this 693-nucleotide messenger RNA. RefSeq lists its product as uncharacterized. The record is from RefSeq and is a predicted model, not a curated record. The transcript has a single exon. Lineage: Eukaryota; Fungi; Ascomycota; Pichiomycetes; Serinales; Debaryomycetaceae. The coding region runs from base 1 to 693 and encodes 230 amino acids.
AUGGCUAGAGAUUCAAAUUCAAAACUUGAAGUAAUAGAAUCAUUGCUUCCUACAACUCAGAUAAGCAAAUCAUUUGCACAAGAUGAAACUAUAACAGAUGGACUGAUAAAUAAUCUAAAACAUCUAAAGUAUAUAACGUUUACUUUACCAGUACUUUCAAGAUAUAAAUACACUUCGUAUCGUCAUAAUGGAUUAUUUAGUGAUGAAAUGGUAAGAUGUUAUAAACUUAUGGAGAGUACAGCAAUUGAUUUGGUUUAUAAAAUUGCAAUCAUAACAAGACACACUUGGAAGUAUGGUAGCAAUACUCAACAUUUUGCUAAGCAAUUUAUAUUUAUGUUUAAUUCAUUAUUUAUUGAUUUACCAUUGACAGGAUCAGAAUCAAUAGAACCAAGAACAAAAACAUUUCUUUUGGAAACAUUUGAUGAUUUAUAUUUCCAAAGACAAAUACAACUUAUAGUUCAUGAUGUGUUCUUAGGAUUAGAUAAUAUUUAUCUAAAGUAUUAUAUUGUUGACUUUUUAGAAGUGAAGUAUGGUUACAAAAUACCAGUAAAUUUUUUUGUAAUUGGUGUUUGCAGUUUAGGAUUACAAUUGUAUCGCGAUAAAAUUCAAGGAAUGACCAUAGUUCAACCAACCAUAGAAGUUGAAAAUGGACUCAAAACAUCGAUGUUCAAAUGGUUUAAAAUCAAUUUUUGA